Messenger RNA from Coregonus sp. 'balchen', 7675 nucleotides. The record is from the annotation of a GenBank genome assembly. NCBI's taxonomy places the organism in Eukaryota, Metazoa, Chordata, Actinopteri, Salmoniformes, Salmonidae.
GUUGAGAAAUACAGGCCACAGACCCUAGAUGACUUGAUUUCUCACAAGGACAUAUUAAGCACCAGUAAGUAUGUUUUUGUUUAUCUUUGAAACAGCAGGGAUGGAACUACUGUAGAAAAUCUGACCCUUAUCCAUUCCAGCAACAAUUCAAUUGUAUGGUCAAGUGAAUGUAUUCCAAAUAAGGUUUUCAUGCUCAAAUGAAUUAUAACAUGUUUUGCAUAAGUUCUAUGUAACAGUAUGUCUUAACCAACCCUGGCUUUCUUCAGUCCAGAAGUUUAUCAGUGAGGACAGGCUGCCACAUCUCCUCUUCUAUGGACCUCCAGGCACAGGGAAGACGUCUAGUAUUCUAGCUUGUGCUAAGCAGCUCUACAAGGACAAGGAGUUCAGCGCUAUGGUCCUGGAGGUAAGCUCCAUAACUCAGCAUGUAGAAUUAUUAUUUUUUAAAUGUAAUGCUCAGAACAUUGUACUUGAGGGUUGUCAUGUUUUCCAGUCAGCUAGAUUGAUUCUUAACAUUCGAUGUUAGUGUGGGGAAUACAGAACUGUUCUCGGGUGCAAUCAAGGUUAUGUUCCAAUUUACAGUGCAUUCAGAAAGUAUUCAGACCCCUUGACUUUUUCCAAAUUUUGUUACGUUACAGCCUUAUUCUAAAAUUGAUUAAAUUAAUGUAUUGCCUCAUCAAUCUACAUUUACAUUUACAUCAUUUAGCAGACGCUCUUAUCCAGAGCGACUUAGAAAUUGGUGCAUUGAUCUUAUGAUAGCAAGUGGGACAACCACUUUUUUUUUUAAAUCUUUUUUUUUUUUUUAUGGUGGGGGAUGGGGGGGGUAGAAGGAUUACUUUAUACUAUUCCAGGUAUUCCUUAAAGAGGUAGGGUUUCAAGUGUCUCCGGAAGGUGGUCAGUGACUCCGCUGUCCUGGCGUCGUGGGGGAGCUUGUUCCACCAUUGGGGUGCCAGAGCAGCAAAUAGCUUUGACUGGGCUGAGCGGGAACUGUGCUUCUGUAGAGGUAGUGGAGCUAGCAGGCCAGAGGUGGAUGAACGUAGUGCCCUCGUUUGGGUGUAGGGUCUGAUCAAAGCCUGAAGGUAAGGAGGUGCCAUUCCCCUCACAGCUCCGUAGGCAAGCACCAUGGUCUUGUAGUAGAUGCGAGCCUCAACUGGAAGCCAGUGGAGUGUGCGGAGGAGCGGGGUGACAUGAGAGAACUUGGGAAGGUCGAACACCAGACGGGCUGCGGCGUUCUGGAUAAGUUGUACACACAAUACCCCAUAAUGACAAAGUGAAAACAGGUUUUUAGACAUUUUUGCUAAUUUAUUCAAAAUUAAAAACAGAAAUACCUUAUUUACAUGUAUUCAGACCCUUUGCAAUGAGACUCGAAAUUGAGUUCUGGUGCAUCCUGUUUCCAUUGAUCAUCCUUGAGAUGUUUCUACGACUUGAUUGGAGUCCACCUGUGGUAAAUUCAAUUGAUUGGACAUGAUUUGGAAAGGCACACACCUGUCUAUAUAAGGUCCCACAGGUGACAGUGCAUGUCAGAGCAAAAACCAAGCCAUGAGGUUGAAGGAAUUGUCCGUAGAGCUCAAGAGACAGGAUUGUGUCGAGGCACAGAUCUGUGGAAGGGUACCAAAACAUUUCUGCAGCAUUGAAGGUCCCCAAGAACACAGUGGCCUCCAUCAUUCUUAAGUGGAAAAAGUUUGGAGGGAAACAAACAAUUUAAUCAAUUGUAGAAUAAGGCUGUAACGUAACAAAAUGUGGAAAAAGGCAAGAGGUCUGAAUUCUUUCCAAAUGCACUGUAUGUGUUAUUCUAACAAAUUAUUGCUCUUACAUGUUAAUGCAUUUAUUUUAUUUUAGCUAAAUGCGUCCGACGACCGAGGUAUUGAUGUUGUUCGAGGACCCAUCCUGAGUUUUGCCAGCACCAGGACCAUAUUCAAGUAAGACAAUAAUAAUUAGGGAUGUGAAUCUUUUCCUUUCAAGCACGAUUCGGUACGCAUCUAGAUACAUGGGCUCUGAUACGAUACUUUUAGUUUGAAACGAUUCGGUGAAAUACGGUUUGAUUAGUGGAAGGAAUCGAUGCGAUUCAGUUCAGGAUUCAAAAACCAUUUGAUGCACUAACAUUUGUUGCGUGAACACAUUAAUUUUACAUUCUAUAUUAAAUUCUGAUGCUGAUGGAGCUCACAAGCUGGGCCUUUCUAAACUGGAUGUGUCUGAACUGACUUCUCUGAGCUGAGUGGCAUUCUGUUUGUGUGAGUGAGUGCUGUACAGUAUAUGGUGUGUGUAUGCACCUGAGCUGAGCAAUAGGCCAGACUGAGCAUCUACCACUAUCAGAUUAGGGGGGGCAGGCAGUCUGAAAUCCCCAUCACCCACUGAUUCACUAGUCAUUUUAGCAGAUAUAUUUUUUUUUAGCUAGUAAUAUGUCAAUAUUUGUCUUUAGAAAUUAGCUUUGACUUAGCCAAUUAAUAUAACACAGAUAUUUAUCUGUGAUGAAGUCUGAUUGGCCAAGCUUCAGAUCAAUCACUCCCACUUGAGUCCAGGUGUGAAAGGUGUGGUUUAGUUAGGUUCUGUUCGUAACGUAUUAUGGCUAUAACUGUCUGUGCUUUCUUUGUGCAGUCACAAAACCUAUUUCAAUGUUCAUGUAAUUUCCUUGUGGUUCCGUACAUACCGAAAUUGACAUGCUAAUAACUUCAAAUUCAUGAAUGCUCGAAAAUAUCUGAAAUUCAUUACACAAAGUGAGAGACAUAGCAUAAGUACACAAUUAUUCAUUUGUUAUGCUGGAUAUCAGAAAUAAUCUUUGGCACUCUGUGUGUCCUUUGGAAAAAAUACAAUUUACGUUUUUUUGUGUCUUUUCACUGUAGCAGUCCGGUCCCUUGGUAUCACCCAGGGCCUACACUCUGCAACCUCUCUUUGUCGUGCAAACGUAAAGGACCUCCCAUUGAUUGGGAACCGUUUGGGGCAGUCUCCACCGAGGAUCAUUCCUUUGACAUUCAAACUGUGGCCAUUUGACAGCAGGGUUCUUUCUUAGCUGGGUGUCUUCCUGGAUGAAGUGAAGCCAUUGAAGAAGAAUGGGGAUAUUUCUCCCCCAUGGAGAGAUGUCUCCUUCUGUGACUUGAGGAGUUUUAUUGUCAUACACUGGAUAGGUUUAGUGAAAUGUGUUGUUUUACAGGGUCAGCCAUAGUAGUAGGGGGGCCAUGGAGCAAAUUAGGGUUAAGUGCCUUGCUCAAGGGCACAUCAACAGAUUUUUCACCUUGUUGGCUCGGGUAUUCGAACCAGCAACCUUUCGGUUACUGGCCUAACGCUCUAACCACUACGCUACCUGUUGCCCUAGUCGAUGCCUCAAUCCUGUGUUGAUUGUAGAUUUGAGAUGUUGAUUGGAAGAAGGAGGUAUCCUUCCUAGUCAGACGGUGUGGACAAGGUCAGUGGGGGGGCGACUCCGCUCUAACGCCUCGAUCAGAUCGACAGUGUCAUUGCGUUUUUGUACACCAGCUUUGGAUUUCGUCCCCUUCUCAAAAGUGAAGGGUUUGGAACUUUAUGGAGGAGAGCUGUUCUUCUCCUGCUCCAACCGAGUGCGGCUUGCAAAAAUGAUUGUUGUCCUGCUUGUGAAAUUACAACUUAAUCCUGUUCAUGUACAAAUUACCAAUGCACUAUUUAAAGCAAAACUACCAAAGCUAUUUGUUAUGGUGAACAUGCCAAUCGAAAAGCCCCAAUCAGUUAGAUGUGAGUUGUGUCCACUCCGGUAGCCUAGCCUACACAACUCCACCAGUAAAACACAUUCACCACAUUUUCUACAGCGCAUUUGGUAACAAUGACCCAGCAAAUUACAUUGGUUGUCACCCAACUAAUAAAGCCUAUGAUUUGACAUUGCGAAAGCCAUUUUACAACCAUUUGAAUGCGGAAGGUGCUGCAUAGAUGUACAAAUAUUAGAUCAGGGAUAGGCCUACCUCUUGUUGGCAUGCACAGCUGUUAUCUGACUUUUAGAUCAAUGACUGUCAUACACAUUUACAUGCUUAGUUCAAUAUUGGCUACUUGGUGUGAUGACGCAUAAAUUCAGUCACAAAAUAUUAGAGGUAUUUUCAGAGGGGGGGAAUAAAAUGAAAUGAGUAAAAAAAAUUAGUGAUGACUCAUGCAACAUUUGGAUCGGUUUUGGCUCCCGCGGACCGACACACUCCUAUCUUAAACAUUUGUACAGGAUACCAAACCGUAUCGGUAAAUUGUUACAAUCCCUAAUAAUAAUACUUCAAAAUGUUAUUUUCCUUUUAGAGAAGUAGGUCUCUUAGUUACCAUAUCGCAAUCAGUUUUCCAGUCAGCAAGGACAAGGGAACACACUAGAUUAUUGAAAGUCCCGUAUCGUACACAGACAACCCUUACUUCAAUUCACAAAAUGUGUGUUUAUUUUUUGUUUAUUUAUUUUCUGUCUUUUGUCUUCCAGGAAGGGUUUCAAGUUGGUGAUACUGGACGAGGCUGAUGCUAUGACCCGGGAUGCCCAGAAUGCAUUGCGACGAGGUAACCAUCUGUUUUGAGGUGCUCACCUGCUGUGUACCAACUGGCCAAAUGAGCUGCCUGCCAGCUAACCAGUCAUUUGCAGUCAUUCUCACUGAUUAAAAGAUGUGCUUACUGUAACAUGGGAUGUGAGACGACAACCAAAAUGUUGAAUGCUGUAUAUUACCCCGUUAUUACUGCUAAUUAUUUACAAUAUUAAUGUGCUGCAAUUGCUUGUAAUAGAUCCCACUGAUUUAACAGCAGGUUAGAUUUUAGAUUUUUAUGAGGUUAUGUCCGCUGAUCUUGAAAUCACUGACAUCCAUUUCUCCCUUCCUCUUUCUCCUCUCUCUUCCUCUCCUACAGUCAUUGAGAAGUACACAGAGAACACGCGGUUCUGUCUGAUCUGUAACUACCUGUCUAAGAUCAUCCCGGCCCUGCAGUCCAGAUGCACCAGGUUCCGCUUCGGACCCCUGUCUCAGGACCAGAUGAUUCCCAGGCUGGAGUAUGUUAUCGAACGGGAGAGGUGAGAUGGUCUGGAGAGGCCCAAGGAUGUCUUAGGGGGGGGGCUUUUAGCGUCCCAAAAAAAUGCUGUGUGCUGGGUUUUAUUCUUGCCUUUUAAUCAGAGGCUUAUGUCUGAUCUUGUCCCUGCAGCACUGAUGUAACUCCAGAUGGAAUGAAAGCUAUUGUGACCCUAUCAUCAGGAGACAUGAGAAGAUCACUCAACAUACUGCAGGUACAGAAAAACGUAUUACCAGUGUGUAGCUAAAUGUAGUCAAUUGCAUCACAGUGUUCAGUUUUUAUUGCUGAUCAAAAUGUAUUCAUGUAUUAACUAGUGAUGGUCACCGAUAUGGAACAUUUAUAUCAGUAGCAUUUUUCGAUUUCAUAUUGAUAUAUCAGUUUGUAAAAAAAUACAUUGCAACUGUGUGAAUGUUCACUUUUCUGUAAAGUCUAGACAUCUGCUUGUGGAUUGCCCAUUGGGACAGGUGUAAAUGUUCUGGUAGCAUAAACCUAUCUAACCAGUUUGAAUACAAUGGAAAGCCCACAGUUGAGGCCCAUCAGCAGGCAAUUAAAUAUGCUGAGUCAAGAGCCUGCCCUGUGAGAAGGUCUGUGAGAGGGUUUUGUGCAUACAGGAACAGUCAUGUAUACUUUUUUACAGAACAGUGUAGGUUAAAGCUAGAAUCCUUAAUUUAAAAAAUAACAAAGUGAGUCCCCGCCUCUGUUUUGGUAAAAAGCUGAGGGAUGGGCCUGGAGAAAUGUAAAAACUCUCUAAUUCAUAGACAGAGCUGCCUACGGGUGCAAGGACUAACCAUCCAUGAUAUCAAAAUGAGAGCUUUCAUCAUGUUUUGAGGCUAUACAGUUUUUAUUUACAUUGUUUACAAACAUUGGAGUAAAACAAGCUGAUAUUUUGGGUUCUGAUGGGGUAUGAUAGUUGAACUAAGCUCAUGAGGUAUUUAUAAGUUAUAUUCUUCAAGAAUCAAUGGGUAUAUAUAUAUAAUUCAUUUAUAAGUCCAAAAAGGGAUGUAGCAACUAAGGAUUCUAGCUUUAAAGACAUCCUCCAUAGAUUUUUUUAAAUGUUCCUGUUGAAAAGCGAUAUCCUACGUAAUGUACUCACUUAAGGGUAAAACAAUAUGUUUUGCGCAAAAUAGUUUUUUUUUUUUUAGACGGAACUGUAAACUUUAAGGAGUAGGGCAUUCAAGGAGUUGGUCCGGUGUGAUGUCAUCGGCCUCCCCCCUUGCUUGAGGAACAAUAGAGAACAAGAGAGGAAAGGCCCACCCACUGGUGCAGGUCAUACCUGGACCACCUAUUGAGAUGUACCUUUUGUUAAGUAAAUCGGGUGUUAAAUGAGGUCAAAAGGAGACUGGAGUUGGACCUCCAGUAUCCUUUUUCACAGGAAGAAUAAACUGAAAUCACAAUAUGCCUUUCUCUUAUUGAUAUCAAACAAUAUCAAUAUCAACUCGAAUUAUCAAUAUUGGUGCCCACCGCUAGUAUUAGCCAUGUAAUAAAGAUAUAGUGUACUAGCUCCUUAAAGUGGAUUUAUUUUUGUUAUAUUUUAUGACUGACUGAUUCCUUACCCAUGUAUUUCUCAGAGCACCAGCAUGGCAUAUGGGAAGGUGACAGAGGAUAAUGUGUACACCUGCACUGGUCAUCCACUACGAUCAGACAUAGCCAACAUUCUGGACUGGUCCCUAAACAAGGACUUCACCUCUGCUUACAACCGUAUCCUUUAUUCUCUUUUACAACCAUAUUUAUUACGACAAUUUAUGUUUAGCUUACUCUCUUCAAUAGAACAUGCUUGUUUUUCCCCACAAUGGGUAUAUAUUUUUUUUCAAUAAGCAGCUCUUUCAAAUAACAAUAUCUCCAAUGCAUGGUAUAUCUACGUUCUGUAGCGCAGUAUCUAGAAAUAGCAAAAUGUCCAUCUGAGAAUACAAUCUCCAAUGCGUAAUAUCUCCAUUUAGCAUAUUAUCUCCAAUAUGUGGUAUCUCCACAUAGUGUCACAUCUCAGUAUAGCGUAGUAUCUCUCGUCCCCUCUAUUGAAGAUAAUUGAUAGAGGUUCAGGUAAGGGGCACAGUAUUGACAUUUUACAUUUUAGUCAUUUAGCAGACGCUCUUAUCCAGAGCGACUUACAGGAGCAAUUAGGGUUAAGUGCCUUGCUCAAGGGCACAUCGACAGAUUUUUCACCUAGUCGGCUCGGGGAUUAGAACCAGCGACCUUUCGGGUACUGGCACAACGCUCUUAACCACUAAGCUACCUGCCGCCAUGUGUGCUUCACAUCAUGGAGGUGAUGUGAGGACACCUUGUACCCGGUUGCUUCAACCUCUUCUAGGAAAUGGCUCUGAAUACCUUGCUGUGUUCUAGUAUUCAGGGCUGUUAUUAGGUCGGUAUAGAAAGUCUAUUUCAGUGAUGUAGCCUGUGAAUAGAGGAUCAUGUCAGAAAAGCACAAAUUAAUAAGGAAGAAUCGCACUCCUGUAUGUGAUCAGCACAACAUAGAACAUCGGAAUUUUGGCUAGGUGGUGAUAUGUCCGUUUCUGUUAUGUAUGGAUAUGUAGAGGAUAAUGUCAGAAAAGCUUGAAUUCCUGGAAUUAUACUAAAGGAUAAAUCCCAUCCUUGAUAUUGAGAGAUGUUCCUUAGCUUCUGUUCCAUAGUGAUUCUUCAGCUGAAGACCCUGAAAGGCCUAGCCCUGCAUGACAUCCUGACUGAAGUCCAUCUACUCAUACAC